AUGGGACAUGUCAAUCGGGACUGUCCACGUCGUGUCUCAUCAGCUUCAGCAGCUGUUCAGCAAGAUGGGGAAUUAGAGUACGCUCAACCGAUUCAGUCAAUUCAGGAGCUGGAUGAUUUUCGCUUGGAAAUCACACGCCGCGAUCAAGAGAUAAUGGCAAUGGCUGCCAAAAUGAAAACGCUCGAAGAGCAGCAUCAGGAUUAUCAGCGUCACAUUGCUGUCCUCAAGGAAUCAUUAUGCGCUAAAGAAGAACAUUACAACAUGCUGCAAUCAGAUGUUGAAGAGCUGCGUAAUCGGUUACAAGAAAAAAAUCGAAUGAUUGACAAUUUGGAAAAUUUGCUAAAGGAGAAAGAUAAUCAAGUUGAUAUGGCACGAGCAAGGCUCAGCGCAAUGCAGGCACACCAUUGCAGCUCAGAAGGAGCGUUGACAAGCUUGGAAGAAGCAAUCGGAGAUAAGGAAAAACAAAUGCAGCAACUGCGCGACCAGCGCGAUCGAGUUGAAGCGGAGAAAAAAGAGGAACGAGAGCUACACGAACGUGAACUCGCCAAAUUCAAGAUGAAGCUUCACUCUUUGGAUAGCGAGGUAGAAAAGCUAACGACACGUCUGCAUAGAGCACUUGCCGAAAAGGAUCGCCUGGAAGCCAGGUUCAAGGGACCUUAUGUAAUACACAAAUGUUUGCCCAAUGACAGAUAUGUAAUACGAGACAUUGAUGGAGCACAACAAACUCAAAUUCCCUACGAUGGCGUACUCGAAUCAGAUAAACUAAGGAAGUGGAUGUCGCAAGAUGCAGACCCUGCAUCAGUUUGCACAUAG
Anopheles maculipalpis is the source of this 813-nucleotide messenger RNA. Its product is annotated as ELKS/Rab6-interacting/CAST family member 1-like. Lineage: Eukaryota; Metazoa; Arthropoda; Insecta; Diptera; Culicidae. Gene Ontology annotation, biological process: regulation of synaptic plasticity; maintenance of presynaptic active zone structure; neuromuscular synaptic transmission. Gene Ontology annotation, molecular function: structural constituent of presynaptic active zone. The record is from RefSeq and is a predicted model, not a curated record. Gene Ontology annotation, cellular component: cytoskeleton of presynaptic active zone. The coding region runs from base 1 to 813 and encodes 270 amino acids. The transcript has a single exon.